Musa acuminata subsp. malaccensis (wild Malaysian banana) is the source of this 1419-nucleotide messenger RNA. RefSeq lists its product as uncharacterized. The record is from RefSeq and is a predicted model, not a curated record. Lineage: Eukaryota; Viridiplantae; Streptophyta; Magnoliopsida; Zingiberales; Musaceae.
GCGUUUCUUUACGUCGACGGGCGCGAUCUCUAACGACAGAUGAUGGACGGUCCCGAUUUACCCUGACGACUACAGUGUAGGCUUUACAUGAUGGCCUCGACAACUUGUUGCGUUAUCUACGACUUUCGCCUGCUGGCCUAAACCAGAAAAGAGAGAGGGAAGAGACUUCGCCAUGGAUCCUCGUCAUCCUUCUUACCUAAACCUCCUCCUCUUCCUCCACGUUAUCGUCUUCUUCCCAUCCCUCACCAGCUGCACCUGCUCCAACAAGUGCGGCUCCAUCGAUGUCCGCUACCCCUUCGGCACCGGCUACGGCUGCGGCUCCCCCCACUUCUACCCCUCCGUCACCUGCACCCCAGGCGGCAACGACGACGAUAACAGCGCCGGUGACAGCGACCACGACGACAAGGAGCAGCUCGUUCUGGGCACCCACACCGGCAGGUACCCCAUCACCUCCAUCUCCUACUCCGCCUCCACCCUCACCAUCGCCCCUCCCCUCAUGUCCACCUGCUCCUCCAUGCACCCCUCCGCCCCCAACAUUGGCCUCGACUGGUCCGCUCCCUUCCAGCUCGACUCCUCCGUCUUCGUCCUCCUCGCCUGCCCCGCCCCCACCUCCUCCCUGGCCAGCCACGGCAACCUCAUCUGCGACGCCGCUUCCGGCCCCCGCCUCUGCGGCGCGCUCCUCGAGUGCCCCGCCGUGGCCUCCCUCGGCCUGCCGCUCUUCGCGCCCACCAACACCUGCUGCGUCUACUCCCCGGCCAGUCUAGGCCCCAAGGGCGACCUCGACCUCCAGGGCCUCGGGUGCGCCGCCUACGCGUCGGUGGCGUCGCUGGGGCCGACGCCCAUGGACCCGAGCACCUGGGACUACGGCGUCGCUCUCAAGUACGGGGAGGCGGAGAUCGAGGUGGACGGGUUGGCGGAGGCGUGCGCGGCGUGCGAGCGGAGCGACGGGGUGUGUGGCUACGAACCGCCGAAGAACUACUUCGUCUGUGUCUGCAAGAGCGGGGUAAACAGCAGCACCGACUGCUACGGUCAGAACGAGGACCUGAAGGACUUCUGGCGAUCCACAGGGAAUGCUUCGAUCACUGGCCAUGUGAUGCUUGUUUGGAAGCUGAUGCUGCUCUUGGGAUGCUGGUGGUUGGUGCUGUAGAAAAGGAACGUGUGCAUGGUUCUGCUUUAUCUCGUCUGGCUUUUCUUCUGCUUUAAAGGUUCUUUGCGAUGAGAUGGAGAUGCUUUUUGAUGGAAAGCAAAGCUUUUGGACUGGAGAAGCCAUUGCUUUUUGUAAAUGAUUUCCUUCGAAGGAAGGAGAAUGUUAUCAUGCUGCAUGAUUGCCACUGUGAAUGAUCAACUCGGUUUGGAUUCUUUGUAACAAGCUGUAAUCUACGGAAGCUUGAUUUGUGAUUUCUAUCAGGUGCAACUCCA